GGCCCGGCCCGGCCCGGCCCCGCCGGGGCGGAGCGAGGCGGAGCGAGGCGGCCCCGCCGCCUCCCGGCCCCUCGCCCGCGGCGCCGAGCGAGGCUCUUCCGGGCAGCGCGGGGCCGGCGGCCGGGGAUUGUGUGACAGCGGCACAGAUUCCAGGCCUGCAAGAGACAAGCCUCCCUGCUGCAAGAUCAUCAUUUCCAGGGGAGGAACACACCAAAUAACUCCAAGGAUCUGUGUUCAUCCUGCAGUGUGCCUGGUUGAGAGAUAUACACAUGAAAAUAAUCCUUCUAAUAAACAGUGCUGUACAAUAAUGACCUUAACAGUGAGGAAAUAGCUUUUGAAGAUGGCAGCAGGUAUCCCAUUAGAUAUUAAUAUCAAGGAGCCCCGAUGGGAUCAAAGCACAUUUAUUGGACGAGCCAAUCACUUCUUCACUGUAACAGACCCCAGGAAUAUUUUGUUAUCUGAUGCCAAACUGGAAAAUGCAAGAAAAAUUGUGCAUGAUUACAGGCAAGGUAUCGUGGCACCUGGCUUGACAGAAGAUGAGCUGUGGAGAGCAAAAUACAUCUAUGAUUCAGCUUUCCACCCAGACACUGGGGAGAAGAUGUUCGUGAUCGGCCGAAUGUCCGCCCAGGUCCCCAUGAACAUGACCAUCACAGGCUGUAUGAUGACCUUUUACAGAACGACACCAGCAGUGCUCUUCUGGCAGUGGGUCAACCAGUCCUUCAAUGCUAUAGUAAAUUACACGAACAGGAGCGGGGAUGCCCCAAUCACUGUCAGGCAGCUGGGAACAGCCUAUGUUUCUGCCACCACAGGUGCUGUUGCAACAGCCUUAGGACUUAAUUUACUAGCAAAGCGCGUCUCACCUCUUAUAGGGAGGUUUGUUCCUUUUGCUGCUGUUGCUUCUGCCAACUGCAUCAAUAUUCCACUAAUGAGACAAAGGGAACUCCAGUUUGGAAUUCCUGUCACAGAUGAGGAUGGAAAAAGACUGGGUGAUUCAUCCAAAGCAGCUCAGCAGGCAAUCACCCAGGUGGUGAUAUCCAGGAUUCUGAUGGCUUCUCCUGGCAUGGCAAUUCCUCCCUUCAUAAUGAAUACCCUGGAAAAGAAAGCCUUUUUAAAGAGAUUUCCUUGGCUGAGCGCUCCCAUUCAGGUUGGAUUAGUUGGAAUAUGUCUCGUGUUUGCAACUCCCCUGUGUUGUGCACUGUUUCCUCAGAAAAGUUCGAUGUCGGUGUCGCACUUGGAGCCCGAUUUGCAAGCCAGGAUCAAAGAAAACAGCCCUGGCCUAGAACGUGUGUACUUCAAUAAAGGAUUAUAACUCAAGGAAGGCAAAGUAUCUUUCAAGGAAACACUUGUGAACUUAUUUUUUGAAUUGUGUGCCAACACAGACAAGAACACACCUUUAUCUUGUCCUUUUGUUAAACAAGUUUGAUCAUCUGCAUUAUUUUACAGUUAAAGACUUUCCUCAGUGUAGUGUUUAAAUUACAUAAGGCCACUUUGUCCACUUUGGUAUUGUUUAAACGUUUAAACAUACAUAUGCAGAGAUGUUUACAUAAGUUCUCAAGCAGCUACAAUAACAAUAAACAAGCGCACAAUGAAAA
Messenger RNA from Poecile atricapillus (Black-capped chickadee), 1592 nucleotides. RefSeq names its product sideroflexin 1 (gene SFXN1). The transcript is spliced from 13 exons. Gene Ontology annotation, cellular component: mitochondrial inner membrane. NCBI's taxonomy places the organism in Eukaryota, Metazoa, Chordata, Aves, Passeriformes, Paridae. The record is from RefSeq and is a predicted model, not a curated record. Bases 341 to 1309 code for a protein of 322 amino acids. Gene Ontology annotation, biological process: serine import into mitochondrion; monoatomic ion transport. Gene Ontology annotation, molecular function: monoatomic ion transmembrane transporter activity.